AUGCGCACUUCCCUGAUCGAAGAUGCAUGGGAUUCUGUGAAAUUUGCUUUAACUCUUGGUGAAAUAAUCAAACCUUUUGUGCCGUUGUUUGCCGAAGUUUCAACAAUUACAAAAGAAAUCAUCAAGGCAUAUGAUGACGCGCAGUAUAACAAAAAAAGUUGUUCUACAUUAAUUGAUCGAGUCCAAGCUGCAGACAUUGCCGUUCAAGCUUUGAAUAGGCGCAAAGAUGAGAAUGAGGAAAAAUUUAAAAACGAAAGAUUUUAUAUUUCCUUUGAAAGGUUCGUAGCCAUUUUGAAACAGGUUAGAACUUUUGUACAAGAUGUUACACGCCUUUCAGGAUACCAAAAAUUCAUUUCGAGUGCCAGUAUUAAAGAAAGAUUCGCGCAAAUCACUGGAGAAUUUGAUUCUUGUGUAUCAGAUUUAAAGCUUGCUAUGAUAAUUUCUAACGAAGAGCAAAGACAAAGAGACUUUCAAAUACUUGAAGAAGAUCUAGCAGAAAUGGCAAAGUUUAUAGAAUCAAUUGAUGGAGGUGUUACAACGAUGAUGAACGUAGGACAUGAAAGUUUCAAGGGUAUCAGUACUAUUCUCAAGGAAGUUCGAAUCAUGAACGAAAAGGUUGAACUUUUGAUACCCUCUAGUGGACGAUUAACAUCCAGGACUCAAUCGGCGGUCAACAUAAAUGAGGAUUUUCAACCGACAAAUAUUGAUCCUAAUGAUCUAGAAGAUGUCCCCGAACCCGAAAAUAAACGCGGCAAGGUUAUAAAAAAGCAUCUCAAGAAACAAUUGAGUGAUGUCUGUUGCAAGCCCAUAAAUCUUGAUGUCGAGAAAAGCGAGAAACAACGGAUUCAAGCACAACUGGCCAUUCUUGGAAAAUUACAACAAUCACCACAAGUCAUUAAAUUUUGGGGUCUCUCAAACGUUAAUAACGAUACAGUUUUAGUAUAUGAAUGGGCACAAUAUGGAACUUUGAAAGAAGUAUAUGAAAAAUUUGAACUUGACUGGCAUCGCAAAUUAAAGAUCGCUAUAGACAUUUGCCGUGGAAUUGCUUUCUUACAUGGAUGUGAGAUAUUUCAUCAUGACAUUCGAUGUGCUAAUAUAUUGUUAACAGAAAAGAUGGAACCCAAGAUUACAAACUUUGAAUUUGCUAGAGUUCAUCAAGAAAAAUCAAUUAAAAUCAAAAACAUAAUAAAUGUUCUGUACUGGAUGGCCCCAGAAAAAAUGAAGUAUCAUAAAGCUGUGAGUGAAAAGAAAUCAUCGGCUCAUGUUCCAUACACAGUUCAGUGUGAAAUCUUUAGUUUUGGAAUGCUUCUCUGGGAACUCGCAUUUCAAAGAAUUCCAUAUGCUAACAUGGAGAUGACAAAAAUUCUGGAACACGUGGUAAAUGGAAAAAGGGAAAGAUUUGAUUUUGGGUUGUCUCCAACUUCACUUCAAUAUAAUUUUCAAACAAUCAUUCAAGCCGCUUGGCAACAUGAUCCAUCACUUCGUCCAGAUGUAAAAUAUUUAUUCAACAAAUUGGAUAGCCUUUUCAAAGAGAAUUUUGCUAUGGUCAAUUCUCCACUACUCAGGCCUCGAAAACCAAAAGAUGUUGAUUCGAUCACCGAUUUUGUCAUAAAAGAAGAAUUUUACAUAAAAGAUGAUAUUCCAUUUGAACCUCUGUUACCGCUCGAACAAGGAAUAAAAGCCCACAGAAAAGGUGAGCAUGAGAAGGCAUGGAAAUGUUUUGAGGGGCAUGCUGAUAUAGAUAAUCCAAUAGCAAAGUAUUAUAAAGCGUAUUACCUUUGGGAUGGUAUUCAUGUGACAGAAAAUAAAGAUAUUGCCCUGAAAUUAUUUAAAGAGACGGCAGAUCGAGGAGUUACCGAAGCUCAAUUAAGAUAUGCAUUUGCGUUGGCCGAACGGGUAAAGCCACUAGACAGUGCUGCUUUUGUAAAGUAUUUGACUUUAGCGGCUAAUGGAGGAAAUGUUGUGGCCCAAUACAAUCUUGGAGAUUUAUACAUUAAUGGAAAAUUAGGAUUUAAUAAGGAUGAGACGAAGGGAAUCGAAUAUCUGAGGUUGGCAGCUUUCGGAGAGCAUGAAAAAGCGAUCAAACUUUUACAGCAUUUAAAUAUCGAUAUAUAUAAAUCCUAA
Messenger RNA from Acaulospora morrowiae, 2124 nucleotides. Lineage: Eukaryota; Fungi; Glomeromycota; Glomeromycetes; Diversisporales; Acaulosporaceae. The record is from the annotation of a GenBank genome assembly.